AUGGCAAGAAGUCCAACUCGUUCGCCUCCAAACAUCCCCUUUGAUGAUAUUUCCCUGAGUUCGCUAGCCCGUACUGGGUCAAGCCACAUCAUCCACCGCGCUUCGAUACCUCCACCGACGGGGAGGGACAUCGAGUUCCAGCACGAUGUGCGAGAUCCGCUGAAUCUCUCGUCGCGCCUCAAGGAUGAUGCCGAGAUCAAAGCGAACAGCUCGCGUCGGCGUAAGCCGCUCUGGAGCAACCAAGAUGAGGUCCAGAAAUUUUACAGGCUUCAGAACGAAAGCAUCCGCUCCAUGCUGAAAUCGGUCGAUGAGCACGAGCAGGAGGUCAAGGAUGAGCACGGAAAGAAUAACUUCAUGUACUCCAUCUGCGUCAAGGGCUCUCUCCUCGCCAACAUCAUCCUCUCAGGUCUGCAGUUGUACGCCGCCAUCUCGUCGGGAUCCCUCUCACUCUUCACCACCAUGGCUGACUCGGUUUUCGACCCCCUCUCCGGACUGAUGCUAUAUAUGUCUCACCGAGCCGUUGACAAGGUCGAUGAACGCAAGUAUCCAUCCGGCCGCGCUCGCAUCUCCACGGCGGGCAACAUCGUCUUCUCCUUCAUCAUGUUCUCCGUCUCGCUUGUGCUCAUCGUCAUGUCGGCACGUGACCUCGCCUCGGGAUCCGACAGUGAGACGAAGAAUUUCCACCUGCCCUCCGUCAUCGCCGUCGCCAUCGCGUUCGGCACGAAGCUUUUUCUCUUUUUCCUCUGCUGGACCGUCAAGGACAUAUACUCCCAGGUCGACAUCCUCUGGCGCGACCACCGGAACGACCUGUCCAUCAACGGGUUCGGUAUUCUGACCUCUGUGGGAGGCAGCAAGCUCAAGUGGUGGAUCGACCCUAUGGGCGCCAUUCUCCUGUCGGUCUUGAUCGGCGGACUUUGGUUGCAUACGGCGUGGGACGAGUUUCAGUUGUUGAUUGGCGUGACGGCCGACAAGGAGACUCUUCAGCUCAUUACUUAUAUUUCUAUGACCCAUUCGCCUCUGGUCGAGCGUAUCGACACCGUCCGUGCCUACCACAGCGGUCCUCGUCUCGUCAUUGAAGUCGACAUUGUCAUCGACCGAAACGAGAGGCUUGAAGUCGUGCAUGACGUCGCAGAAGAUCUCCAGAUCAAAUUGGAGAGGCUUCCCUGCGUCGAGCGGGCCUACGUUCACAUCGACUAUGAGACAAGCCAUAAGCCGGAACACGAUCUCAAGAAGCUAUUGUAG
This is a messenger RNA of Scedosporium apiospermum, 1242 nucleotides long. RefSeq lists its product as uncharacterized. The record is from RefSeq and is a predicted model, not a curated record. Gene Ontology annotation, biological process: monoatomic cation transport; transmembrane transport. Gene Ontology annotation, cellular component: membrane. The coding region runs from base 1 to 1242 and encodes 413 amino acids. NCBI's taxonomy places the organism in Eukaryota, Fungi, Ascomycota, Sordariomycetes, Microascales, Microascaceae. Gene Ontology annotation, molecular function: monoatomic cation transmembrane transporter activity. The transcript is spliced from 3 exons.